Molecule: messenger RNA, 1513 nt
Organism: Nerophis lumbriciformis (worm pipefish)
Lineage: Eukaryota; Metazoa; Chordata; Actinopteri; Syngnathiformes; Syngnathidae
Gene: tmem107l
Product: transmembrane protein 107 like
Biological process (GO): protein localization to ciliary transition zone; non-motile cilium assembly
Cellular component (GO): MKS complex
Source: RefSeq, a predicted model, not a curated record
AUUAAGCCGUCGUGAUUCGUUUUUAAUGUGUUGUUUUCCAAGCCGAAUUUGAUCUAAAAUAUUAACUUACAUCCAUGAAAUUAGUUGUAACGUCACUAGAUAGCUGCAUUCCGUGUGUUAACGAUUAUUGUCUUAUCGGAACUUUAAAACGUUGUUGUUGUUUCUUUUCGGAUACCAAUAAAAAAAGAACCGGCUUCGCUGUUGUUGUAGCAACCGUCGGCGGCGAUAAGUAUGUUAAAUUAAGCCUUCAUGAUUCCUUUUAAAUUUAAAAUUGUUACGUGUGUUGUUAUCAAGGUGGAUUUAAUCGAAAAUAUUAAUAUAAGUCCAUUAAAAAAUAUUUGUAAUCGUGUUUUGCGAUUGCUGCGACGCUACUGAUAAGUGUGCACCUAAAAAAAACCCUCGUUGAACUUUGUUUACAUUUUGUAGCGGGAAAAAAUAUUUUUAUUGUCAAUUUAAUUUCUUAUAACUGCGAAUUAGCAUGUCGGCGAUUAGUAGCCUCAUUCCUGCACGGUUCCUGACCAUCAUUGCUCACCUUGUUAUAGUCAUCACUAUCUUUUGGACGAGGGAAAAUAACGUGAAGGCCUGCCUGCCUCUGGAGUUCACCCAAGAGCAAUACAAUAGUGAAGAUUCCAAGUUGGUGGUGGCACUGUCAGUCACUCUUGCAUUGUUUGCUAUCGAGCUAGUUGGCUUCUUCUCGGGAGUGUCAAUGUUCAACAGCAGUCAAGGCCUCUUGUCUACAGGAGGCCAUGCCAGCGGCACAGUGGCUCUGCUAUUCUUUCUAUUCGAGCGGUGGGAGUGUGCCAUCUACUGGUGGAUUCUUGCCUUCUGCAGCGCAUCCGUCUCCUUGUCGUAUUUUGUGUUUGACAAGUGGGAAUGCUGGACUUACUGGGUUAUUUUCUUCCCCUGCAGUGUGCUGCCUGCCUUUGUGGAGAUUCUACUAUUAAUCGCCGUUUUUGGACUGAAGAAGAAGCCGUUGUGAGAGGCUGAACUCUAUUUUACAGGACUAUAAUGGAGAAAAGGCAUUCAUUGUCAUGUUUCAAUGCAAUAGUAAAGAGAGGAGUGAGAACAUGCCACCAUGUCAUUGUGAAAUGAUCACAUAUUCAUUGUAAAAUGAUAAAAGAAAAUGUUUUACAUUAUCCUGAAUGUUGUUUUGAUUUUUUGGUUGUUUCACCAUUGCAAUAUUUUCUACCACCACAACCUUUAUCUUUAUUGUACUGUAUAAUGCAGGAGUGUCCAAACUUUUUCCAUAGAAAAAAAUAAAGCAUGCUGGGGCCAUUUUGAUAUUUUUGAUUUUCAAAACCUAUACAAUAUUUAUUGUAACCCCUCAAUUUUGGUGAAUGACAAAGGUCUCAGGGACCCGAAGGGUCUCAGUUAUUAAAGUGUAGUAAAUGUUUUAGUUUUUUGUAUAUUUAUGCCUUUUUUUUCAAAGAAACUCCUGUUUUUUAAGGCAGUAACACAAAAUAUGCAACAUUUUCCACAAAACAUUUUCAAAAUGGAAUAUUUGAUGUGAAGU